Molecule: messenger RNA, 2017 nt
Organism: Pseudopodoces humilis (Tibetan ground-tit)
Lineage: Eukaryota; Metazoa; Chordata; Aves; Passeriformes; Paridae
Gene: OSTM1
Product: osteoclastogenesis associated transmembrane protein 1
Cellular component (GO): cytosol
Source: RefSeq, a predicted model, not a curated record
AUGGCACCGCCGUGGUGCUUGUGCCGGGCGCUGCUGCUGCUGCUGCCGCCCGCCCUCGCCCUCCUCGGCCUCGCCACCGCCGCGGGGCCGCGCCAGACCCCGGCGCUGGAGCUGGCGCAGGAGCUGUGGAGCGCGGGGCUGCCCGGGGACCUGCCCGAGCUGGAGCCCGAGUGCCGCAGCUUGCUGGCCGACUUCGCGGAGGGCAGCGCGGCGCUGACGGGCUGCCUGGGCCGGCGCGCCCGCCCGGUGCGGCUGUGCCAGGGCUGCCACGGCCACUACCGCCGCCUGCUCGCACAGUACGGCAGCAUCGCCCGCGCCGUCGGGAAUUCCUCUGAAAGCCACAACUGUGCCAAAAGCAUCUUGACCUCAGACAGGCUGCAGAUAGUUGUGACCCUUUCGGAGUUCUUCAACGAAACCUGGGAGGCAGCCAACUGCGCAAAUUGUUUAAAGAAUAACAGUGAGGGAUUAUCAAAUUCUACUGAAGAAUUCCUGGAUUUAUUCAAUAAAUCCCUGACAUGUUUUGAACAUAACCUUCAGGGGCAAGCCAUUGAUCUGUCACCAAAUAACUACACAGAGGUGUGUAAAAACUGCAAUGAAACCUACACAAAACUGAAUGACCUGUAUAACCACCUGCAGAGGAUGAACAGGCAAGGUGGUGAAUCUGAGCACUCCGCACACUUGUGUAUCGACGUGGAAGAUGCAAUGAACAUCACUCGGAAGCUUUGGAGCAGGACUUUCAAUUGUUCUCUUCCCUGCAGUGACACAGUCCCAGUGAUUGCAGUUUCAUCCUUUAUUCUCUUCCUACCUAUUGUUUUUUAUCUUAGUAGUUUCCUUCACUCAAAGCAGAAGAAACGGAUACUCAUUUUGCCCAAGCGCAUCCAGUCAAAUGCCAAUCUUGUGAACAUCCAAGAAAAAUACAGCUGAGCUGCAAAACAAAACCUGAGAACUGCUGCUGGUAUACAGUGGGUACAAUUGUGUUGGAAUGAGGCCGGCACAAAAGAGGAGUUAAUUAUGGUUUAGUGUAAUGAUACAGAGCAACACAAGUUAAACAAAAUGCUGUCUGACUUCUAAGCGAGGAUAUUAACAAACAUGACAAGGCAGGGCUGUGUGACACUGUAUGGACUCUGGUUUUGAAAAAUCUGUGGUGGCUUUUUUUUUUCAGUCUUGGGCUGAAGCUGGUGUUUUUCUGUUCCUAAGCUUUUGUACUUCACAUCAGUAGAAUAGCUACACUUCCCUUGCAUGGUAUUUUCUGUGUUUGUUUCAUAAAAAACUGGUAUUUUGAAUCUUUUUGAGGUGAUUUUGAUAGACAAAAUUUCAAAUAAUGUUUGAUAUUUCUGCUUAAAACAUUAUUUUUAAUUCCACAGAAUAUUCAGACUUGGGAUGGAAGGAACCCUUUAAAAAGUUCCCAUCUUUUCUAUACCACUGAAAAGUCAUGCUGGCAUCUGUUAAAAAAGAGGCAUGAAAUAUACAGAGAAAGUGGUAAUAUAUACUGUCUAAAAUGGCAACAAAAGCAGCACAACUGCCAGAACUGGACUUGAAUAGUAAUUAUUGAUGGCUACAGUAUUGUGUUUUCUCUGAAACUGGUGGCAUAUUGAGUCUUUUGCACACUUUAACCACUAAAAUCGUUGCUUUUCAAAUCUUACAUUUUCAGAAGCUAAUCUUACCUACCUGCUUGUGUAACAAGGUUUCACUCUCUGUUUAUUAUGCCAUUUGCUUUCCUUCUUAAUUCUAACAUUUUGGUGGUUUUUUAUGUUUUUGUAGAAGAGAAGUGAGGUAAAGUCAAGUCACUGGAGAUGCUGAAUUUCCUGGUCUAGAGCUUACUGUGGCUUAAUACAGAGUUGUUUACAGGAAUUUUGUAGGGAAAAAGUUGUGUUUUCUAGGUAAUGUGUUUUAGCAGUAAGUGAACCAGUGGGUUCUCUUACUUGAAACCUGUUCUGAAGAACGUGAAUAUACUGUGUUGGGAAUUGGUGACUUUCAAGAAAUAGUUUAAAAAUAUUAUUCCUGUGAAAUAGAUGGG